CAGUCGACCAGUCAUCGUGCACCUGCCUCGUGCAUCGGUUACUCGAAAAUCGGCCUAUAUAAGACCGAGGUAGACGGUCAGAAGGUACCAAUCCAUCGCCAUGGCCCGCCUCAGCAUCGCAGUCCUCACCCUCUUCGCCGUCGCCGCGGUUGUUUCCGCUGGCGCUCCCCCACCACCCCCCAAGGGUCACGCUGGACCCCAUGGCCACGUUGGACCGAAGGGUCCCGCUGGACCUAAGGGCAAGGGUCCAGCCCCCGCAGGAGGUCAUCUGAAGGCUUGGCUGCACCAGAAGGAGGCCCAGCUCAAGCAGUGGGCUGGUCAGGAGAAGGCGAAGCUCCAGGGUGAGUGGAAGGAGAAGGUCGUUCCCCACAUCCACGAUCUGACCAAGAAGUUCGGCCAGAAGUGGCAGGAGAAGGCUCCCAAGAUCGCCGCCCUCCUCAAGCAGAAGGCAGGAGCUGCCUUUGAUAAGGCUGUCAACUUCGUCAACCAGAAGCUUGCCCCCCAGGGUCAGCCUCCCAAGCUUGGCCAGGGCCAGCACCCCAAGAAGGCUUAAGUAGACAAAUGAAUAAUUUCGCAUCAAAAUAAAGAUCUUGUCUGAAAA
Molecule: messenger RNA, 601 nt
Organism: Frankliniella occidentalis (western flower thrips)
Lineage: Eukaryota; Metazoa; Arthropoda; Insecta; Thysanoptera; Thripidae
Exons: 3
Coding region: 101-553 (150 amino acids)
Source: RefSeq, a predicted model, not a curated record